AUGGCAAAGAAGGGAGGCGAGAUGAGUACCUCCAGCGAGCGUGGGGUGGAGAUGGUGUCACCGGCACCGUCUCUCAUGCUGUCGAAGACGAAUUACCGCGUCUGGGCGAUGCGGAUGGAAGUAUUUCUUGAUUCUCAUGAAUUGUGGCAAGCAAUUGUAAGUGAGAAUGUCUUGAAGAAGAAAGAUCAUCUCACUCUGUCUGUGAUUUUCGAAGCAGUUCGGAGGAGAUGA
Messenger RNA from Spirodela intermedia, 231 nucleotides. The record is from the annotation of a GenBank genome assembly. NCBI's taxonomy places the organism in Eukaryota, Viridiplantae, Streptophyta, Magnoliopsida, Alismatales, Araceae.